CAUCCGAGCGGCACGGAGGCUACAAAACCUUUUUCUACACAGUACUUCGCUGGAACUCCCGGGCUACUUAUAACAGGGAAAUAACGCGCGAUUUAGCCUCCGCAAAUGCACGCAUGCGCAGAGCUGAACUGUUGCGCGCAUGUGACGUCACGGGCGUGCUUGUCUGGACUGUUCCCGGUUCGGGACACUAUUGCAAUGGCUGGAUUUAUUGUUUUGUCAGCAUCUUUAUAAGAUGGUAAACAUUGAAAGCAUUUGAAGACCUCAACUCUUUAUGUUUAUGUUAAACCUGUAAGAUUUUGCCACAGAAUCAAUGUCUUUGACUCCAGUGACAAAUUAUAUAUAUACACCCCUGAAUCAACUUAAGGGUGGUACAAUUGUCAAUGUCUAUGGUGUUGUGAAAUUCUUUAAGCCCCCGUAUCUAAGCAAAGGAACAGUGUUGGAGAUUGAACCCAGGGGCUUUUGUAUGCUAGGCCAUCACUCUAUCCUGAGCUGUACCUCCAUCACUCACCUUUAGUUUAAUAAAUUAUUGCUCGGUUGUAACAAUUGUGGACCAAACAAAUGUAAAGUUAACUUGUCUACUCUUCAGUGGAAACUAUGAAGCCCUUCCACGAAUUUAUAAAAUUGGAGACAUUGUUCGCUUUCACAGACUUAAGAUCCAAGUAUAUAAAAAUGAGCCUCAAGGUAUCACCAGCUCGGGCUUUGCAUCUUUGACCUUUGAGGGAACCUUGGGAGCUCCUGUCAUACCUCGUACUUCAAGCAAGUGUUUUCAUUUCACUGCUGCAGACCACAAAAUGGUAGAAGCCUUACGAAUUUGGUCCUCUACACACAUUUCACCUUCUUCAACCUUAGUACAGUUGUGUGAUGUUCAGCCAAUGCAGUAUUUUGAUCUGACUUGUCAGCUCUUGGGCAAAGCGCAAGUAGAUGGAGCAUCAUUUCUCCUAAAGGUAUGGGAUGGCACCAGGACACCAUUUCCAUCUUGGAGAGUCUCCAUUGAAGACCACGUUCUUGAGGGUGACUUAAAUCACAUUCGUCGGCUACAGAAUCUUACAAUAGACAUUUUAGUCUAUGAUAACCAUGUUCAAGUGGCAAAAUCCCUGAAGAUUGGAAGCUUUCUUAGAAUCUACAGCCUCCAUACCAAACUACAGUCAGUGACUUCUGAAAGCCAGGCACCAUUAAGUCUAGAGUUUCAUCUCCACGGAGGUACCAGUUACGGGCGGGGAGUCACAGUCUUGCCUGAAAGUAAUUCUGAUGUGGAUCAACUGAAAAAAGCUUUAGAAACUGCACAUUUGACAGCUGCUCAGCAUUCAGACGGCCUCUAUCAGUCAGACCACGAGGACAGCUAUCUCACCCUUUCAAGCUCUGGAUCAGUAUCAUUGUAUGAGGUAGAAAGAUGUCAACAACUGUCAGCUACAAUACUUACUGACCAUCAGUAUUUGGAGAAGACACCAUUAUGUGCCAUUCUGAAACAAAAAGCUCCUCAGCAAUAUCGAAUCCGAGCAAAACUAAGAUCAUAUAAGCCCAAAAGACUUUUUCAGUCUGUUAAACUUUAUUGUCCUAAAUGUCAUUCACUGCAAGAAGUGCCACAUGAGGACAAUUUGGAUGCAGUUUUACGAGAUGGUGCAACUAAAACCCCAGAUACCAAAUUACAAAAUACGCCCUUAUAUGAUUCACAAAUCUGGACCACUGAAGAUCAAGGAGGACGAAAAGUCGUUAUUCAUUUUGUAAAAUAUAAUGGUAUUCUCCCACUGUCAAAUGAAUGUCUAAUUUUGAUAGAAGGAGGUACGGUUGGUGAAAUCUGUAAACUUUCAAGUGAGUUUCAUAGCAUAAUUCCUGUGAAAUCUGGCCCUAAAGACCUGGAGCUCCUAGACCUUUCCGUACCAUUUCUUGUACAAGGAAGACUGUAUCACUAUGGGUGUAAGCAGUGUUCUAGUUUGAAACCAGUACAAAAUUUAAAUUCCCUUGUUGGUGAGACAUCAUGGAUUCCCUCUUCUGUGGCAGAAGUAUUGGGUAUUGUACCCCUGCAGCAUGUAUUUGUUAUGACAUUUACACUUGAUGAUGGAACAGGAGUAUUAGAAGCUUAUCUCAUGGAUUCUGACAAAUUCUUUCAAAUUCCAGCAUCAGAAGUCCUACGUGAUGAUGACCUUCAGAGAAAUAUGGAUUUGAUCAUGGAUAUGUUUUGUCCUCCAGGAACAAAAAUUGAUGCAUAUCCAUGGAUGGAAUGUGUUAUCAAGUCAUAUAAUGUUACAAAUGGAAUGGAGCAGCAAAUUUGCUAUCAGAUUUUUGACACUACAGUUGCAGAUGAUGUUAUCUAAUAUUGCCAUUCAAACUAGCAUGUGUGAAAUAUUGUAAUUUCAGGAAACUAUUACUUCCUAUUAGAUUAUUAUAAAACACUUAAGAGAUUUAGCUAAAUACCAGUCACAAUUUAAUUUUAACCACAGUUUUUCUUUAAAAUAAACAGACAUUGUGUUACCUUAAUGCCUUUUUGUAAAUAUGUUAAAAAUCUUCUGAUUGCUCAAAAUGUCCACCAUGAUGAAUUCCAGAGAUAAAAAAGAAAAGGUAUUUUGAAUAAAUAAGGACUGCAUUGUCAAUGGCUCUGA
Molecule: messenger RNA, 2597 nt
Organism: Heterocephalus glaber (naked mole-rat)
Lineage: Eukaryota; Metazoa; Chordata; Mammalia; Rodentia; Bathyergidae
Gene: Pot1
Product: protection of telomeres 1
Biological process (GO): regulation of telomere maintenance via telomerase; telomere capping
Cellular component (GO): nuclear telomere cap complex; chromosome, telomeric region
Molecular function (GO): G-rich strand telomeric DNA binding; telomerase inhibitor activity
Source: RefSeq, a predicted model, not a curated record